Molecule: messenger RNA, 756 nt
Organism: Zymoseptoria tritici IPO323
Lineage: Eukaryota; Fungi; Ascomycota; Dothideomycetes; Mycosphaerellales; Mycosphaerellaceae
Exons: 3
Coding region: 1-756 (251 amino acids)
Biological process (GO): fatty acid elongation
Molecular function (GO): oxidoreductase activity, acting on the CH-OH group of donors, NAD or NADP as acceptor
Source: RefSeq, a predicted model, not a curated record
AUGUAUCUCGGCCUCGAGAAGAAAGUAAUACUGGUGACCGGCGGCACGAAGGGCAUCGGCCGAGCCAUUGUUCGAUCCUUCCUUAAAGAAGGCGCAACAGUGCACUUUUGCUCCCGCACUGCGAAGGACGUCGAAGCCGCCAAUGAGCGGUACGCAAAGGAGCAUCCGGAUGCAAAGGCGAUCGGUGCUGUGGUUGAUGACAAGCUCGGUGAAUGGGUUUCCUCUGUGGCCAAAGAGAGCAGCCGCAUCGAUGUCGUCGUUGCCAAUGUAUCGUCGUUGUCUAUCGAAGACAGUGUUGAGAACUGGCACUCUGCCUUCCAGACCGAUAUCAUGGGUACCUACCACUUGAUUCAGGCCGCCCUGCCACAUCUGGAGAAGACAAAAGGCAACAUCGUCACCAUCUCGUCCGUGAGUGGCCGCGACGUUGACUUCACCGCUCCAGGUCCGUACGGCACCAUGAAAGCCGGCUUGGUCCACUACACUGCCCAGCUGGCGAGGACCUUGGCGCCGAAAGGCGUUCGAGCAAACACGCUUUCUCCAGGCAACAUCUACAUCGAGGAUGGUGUUUGGGGCGAUGUUGAGCGGAACAUGCCGGACUUGUUUUCGUCUCAGAUGGCGGCCAAUCCGAUGGGUCGAAUGGGUAAAGCUGAGGAGAUCGCGGACACGGUCGUAUUCCUUGCGAGCGAGCGCGCGAGCUUCAUCAGCGGCACAAACAUGACUGUUGAUGGUGCGUUGUGUACUGGAGUGCAGUUCUAG